CCUCCCUCUCCCCUGCUUUGUUGAGAAUAGAGAUAGUAAGUCAAUCGUUCAUCGGAAAAGCGUGGAAAGUGAGAACAGAAGCGAAAUGGGGAAGCAGCCGGUGAAGAUGAGGGUGGUGGUCUACGCUUUGUCUCCGUUCCAGCAGAAGAUUAUGAGUGGCCUAUGGAAGGAUCUGCCUUCCAAGCUCACCCACAAGGUCACGGAGAAUUGGAUCAGCGCCACUCUCCUCCUCGGCCCUCUCGUCGGAACCUAUGCGUAUGUCCAAAACUACCAGGAAAAGGAGAAGCUGGCACACAGGUAUUGAAAUCAGUGGGAAGCUGCCAAUUUAUGAGAAUGCAGAGUUUUCAAAAUUUAGAUGCAGCUCUAGUGAGGUUGCUUGCAAUGAUGAGUCUUGAGUUGGAUUUUUGUUAUAUAUCUGGAAUAAUGAAUUUGGAACACUUUCUCCAUUUUAGUUAAAAUAAAUUUGUGGAUUGGCUCUUCAA
Molecule: messenger RNA, 482 nt
Organism: Theobroma umbraticum
Lineage: Eukaryota; Viridiplantae; Streptophyta; Magnoliopsida; Malvales; Malvaceae
Product: Cytochrome b-c1 complex, subunit 8 protein
Biological process (GO): mitochondrial electron transport, ubiquinol to cytochrome c
Cellular component (GO): respiratory chain complex III
Source: RefSeq, a predicted model, not a curated record